Nerophis lumbriciformis (worm pipefish) is the source of this 1440-nucleotide messenger RNA. The record is from RefSeq and is a predicted model, not a curated record. Lineage: Eukaryota; Metazoa; Chordata; Actinopteri; Syngnathiformes; Syngnathidae.
AUUCUGCUUUUUUUUUGCCUUGGUCAAACACAUGCGACGUCGGACUCCACUUACGUCGCUGCUGUGUACGAACACCGAGUGAUUUUGAACCCGACACCACAUAUUUCACUUUCUCGUCUGGAUGCCCUCCAACACAUGCGGCAGAAUUUGGCUGUAUACGAGGAGCAAGCCGCCCUGGCUGCCAAGCAGGGCGCUCAGAUCAUGGUCUUUCCAGAAGAUGGUAUUCACGGUUUCAACUUCACCCGUUCCUCCAUUUCCGCCUACCUGGAGAAUGUUCCUGACCCACAAGAGGUGAUGUGGAACCCUUGCACAGAACCAGGAAGGUUUAAUCAUACAGAGAUUCAGCAGCAACUAAGCUGCAUGGCACGCCAUCACAACCUCUAUGUUGUAGCCAACAUGGCCGACGUGCAGCCGUGCCCCCUGAAGACGGACCCAACUUCUUCUUGUCCCGCAGAUGGACGCUGGCAGUUCAACACCAACGUGGUUUUCAGGUCUGACGGGCUGUUAGUGGCACGGUACCAUAAGUACAAUCUUUAUUUUGAAAAUGCCUUUGACAAACCGCCACAACCUGAGAUUGUCACAUUCGAUACUCCCUUUGCCGGGAGGUUUGGACUCAUCACGUGUUUUGAUAUCCUCUUCUAUGAGCCCACAAUCAACUUGCUGGAGAUGGGUGUGCGUCAGCUUGUUUUUCCCACCGCCUGGAUGAACCAGUUGCCCCUCCUGGACAUCAUCCAGUUCCAGAGAGCGUUCAGCCUGGGCGCCGACGUCACACUGCUCGCCGCCAACAUCCGGAGCGACAGUCUCAUCAUGACAGGCAGUGGCAUCUACACUCCUUUGGCCGCCACUUACCACCACGCGCAAAGCCAGGACCCCGAGGAGGGCCGACUCCUUGUGGCGAGGAUCCCCGUUUUGGGAACGGUCGCUGAUUUAGGAUACUCUCACCUUGACGGCUGUCCUGCACCUCUGCCGUCGUCCUCCACGUUUACAUCCACCAUGAUGUACGAUCCUUUUCGGUUUGCGCUUUUUAACCACACCCAAGGUGAAGUGAAGGUCUGCGAUGGCGACUUAUGUUGCCGCCUAAAGUUCGAGCGCUUUCAAGGGAAUGAUGAACUCUACGCUUUGGGAGCUUUUGCUGGAACACACACGAUCAACGGGCGUUACGCUGUUCAGGUAUGUGCGGUGGUCCGUUGCGCUGGCUCCGAACCUACUUCCUGUGGACAGAUAGUCGAAGAGGCAGAGACUAAAUUCGACUUUGUUCUGGAGGGAGAGUUCAAGACCCGACACGUAUACCCGUCAGUACUGGUGAGCCGCUACGUGUUGGAACAGCCGAAACGUGUAGAGAAAAGCGACGGACGAGUGACCAUGACACAUUCCAACAUGGCCGGCGGGCUUGUCACCGCGUGCUUGUAUGGACGAGUCUAUCACCUGGACGACCAAUGA